Lineus longissimus is the source of this 1744-nucleotide messenger RNA. Its product is annotated as dehydrogenase/reductase SDR family member 11-like. The record is from RefSeq and is a predicted model, not a curated record. Lineage: Eukaryota; Metazoa; Nemertea; Pilidiophora; Heteronemertea; Lineidae. The transcript has 8 exons. Gene Ontology annotation, molecular function: oxidoreductase activity. Bases 342 to 1109 code for a protein of 255 amino acids.
UGCACGGCAAAUAUUUAAGAAUUUAGUAAUAAAUAGAAAAUGAUAUCUUCACAUUACUCAAAUUUAUGAAAAAGGACUUUUGUUUGGAAAUAAAUUUCGUGCUCAGCUACUUUGGGUCACACGUGCAUUUUUCUCAUUUGUACACAGACGUUUUAUAAUCGUCAUAAUUUACUGUUAUCUCAACGAAAUAUAUUGACAGGAUUUCGAUAAGCAAGUUUUGUUAUUUUGUUUAGUUGACUACGUGAUUCAAAUUCAGUUUUACGCAUAAACCGUUGUUUUAGGCUAAAUAAAGGGAUAAUCAUUUUGUGGUUGAGCUCAGCUGUAUUUGAUUUUGAGGCACCAUGGAAAGAUGGGUGGGGCGCGUUGCCUUGGUUACUGGAGCAUCAAGCGGUAUUGGUGCAGAGAUGACGAAAACCUUGGUGAAGAGAGGAAUGAAGGUAGUUGGCUGUGCUAGGACUAUUGAAGGAAUAGAGGCAAUUGCUGAAGAAUUAAAAGACGAGAAGGGGUCUGUACUACCAAUUCAAUGUGAUCUUAGGGAUACCGAGCAAAUCGCUGCAAUGUUCAAGAAAAUUCGACAGACUGAUGACUUUGGAGGCGUGGAUGUAUGUGUCAACAAUGCAGGAGUUGCUUUCAGUGCUCCACUAGCUAAAGGGGAUGAAGAGAAGUGGAGGGCAAUGUUAGAAUUGAAUGUUCUUGGACUAUCAGUUGUCACAAGAGAGGCUAUCAAGUCCAUGAAGGCUCGGAAUGUCGAUGAUGGACAUAUUAUACAUAUAAAUAGUAUGAGUGGACACCGAGUAACGCCUGCGGCUGACACACAUUUCUAUGCGGCAACCAAAUAUGCGGUGACAGCAUUGACAGAGGGUCUGCGACAGGAGUUACAGGCAAUGAAAUCUAACAUUAGGGUCACGUCCAUCAGCCCUGGAUUUGUGGAAACUGCAUUCUUUGAGGUGCUUUUUGAUGGUGACCAAAAGAAAAUAGAAAGUCUGUACAAGAAGGUAACACCUUUACAACCAUCCGAUGUGGCAGACGCUCUGCUCUAUGCCCUGAGUGCUCCAGCCAGGGUUCAGGUUCAUGAUAUUCUUAUCAGAUCUACCGAUCAACCACUCUAAAUUGAUUCUAAUCAGAUCUACCGAUCAACCACUCUAAAUUGAUUCUAUUGAUUCCCUUAAGAAGAACAAUAUGGGAUACCUUCGAGUGCUUUCGCCUGUGGUGCAGAUUCUCAGGGAGAACUUUUUAAUCGUGUGAGAGCCAGCUGAUAAAAAUACAUGUAAUAAUGCUUUCAUCACCAUCUGUUGGAGGUCCACAACCGGUGCCAAAUGACAAAGGAUGCUGUAACUGGAAAUUGUUUCCAUUUACUGAGGCCCCAUCCUAAUUGUGGAGUACAGACCCACUUUACCGGGUUUAACUUGUAGUGGUGGAUUGCCUAGCAGCUCAUUUCCCAAGGCUAGUUAUCAUAGUUCUAGUUUCUUUUACUAUAAUAUAGUGCAUAAAAUGGUGCUAUUGUGAUCUAUUAUUUAUCCUGUAAACAGCAUCAAAGGAAUACAUUCCAUCUGAAAUAAUGAGUUGAGGAGGGAACCAUUGGUACCAGUAUUUAAUUUUUCUUCAACUCUACAUUGUAUAAAUCAUUGAAAAUGUACAUGUAUGUACAAGUCUUCAAAUAUAAGGUGGAGGAAUGAAUCCCUUCCUGUUGAAUGCUUUGACUAAUAAAAGAAGAUUUAGUUUGUGCACAUCUCUAGUUUUUUUU